Molecule: messenger RNA, 1038 nt
Organism: Toxoplasma gondii ME49
Lineage: Eukaryota; Apicomplexa; Conoidasida; Eucoccidiorida; Sarcocystidae
Exons: 14
Coding region: 45-977 (310 amino acids)
Source: RefSeq, a predicted model, not a curated record
GUGCUAGGGUAUCUUAGGGAAGCUGGUUUCUCUUCCUGUCCACAAUGUUGCGCAUGAAAGGCGUCAUAGCAGUGGCCGCUCUCGCGGUUCUGCUUCAGGAGGUACAUUGCCAACCUGCUCAGAACGUACAGCUAACCAACGGACCCGUGGGAAUUGCUCCACAUCAGCAGCUGUCGCUCGAAAAACCGACAUUUCCCGUGGCAAUUGCUCAGCCUGCACAGCCACAGCUUCCUUCCGUGGCUCCCACGGUUACGGCACCACAGCCGUCGGUGUCAGCUGUGCCGCCUGCCACUUCUCCACUAACUGGACAGCUGCCUCAAGGAGUUGCUUUUCCAGUCACACCUCCAGUUGCUCCUACUGUGCUCUCCACUUCGUUCGUUUUGCCGCCGUGGAUUCAGCGAAUCGCCAACGUUGCCGCAGGAAUGACAGCGUUUCUUUCCUCCAUAGGAAUACAAGACCUGCCAAUGGUUGAAGACUGUGGGAAGGCACCUCAAAUGAGAGAAGUGAUGCUGUGCGUACAAAACAUAAUGGACGGCGCGAGGCAUAUUUUCAACACCGGAAGAGAAAUCGCUACCCUCAACGUCCGCGUUCUGUCGGGUGGCCGGCGUGCAGACAGUGCUCUUGCGCGGCUGAAAACGCUUGUUUCGCGGCCUUAUUCUAAAAAGUUGAUGAAGGCUCUAGGCUCGCCGAUGUCAGCUCUGUUUCUAAUGCAACGAGAGGCGACUCCAGAUAGACAGAGGUGGCUUGCCGGAUCGAUUUUGACUCUCGUUUCUGACCUGCCUAUUGCGACGGAUAUUGCUGACUCCGCCACUGGUGGCUUUGGCCACGUCAAUGUCGUGUUACCAAGGCCAUCAAGAGUUCACCGUAUUGAUCGUGCGAUGAAAGAACUACAACAGGGAAUGGAUCCAAGCGCCAUCAGUAAUGGCGGGUUAGGUGAAGGCAGCGUUGGUGAUGGAGGCUUAUUCCAUGACGACUAAAAGGUCACCUGGUGGAAGACGUCAUCAAGACAAAUGGUAGAAACGGCAUAUGCCGUAGCGG